Molecule: messenger RNA, 2356 nt
Organism: Antechinus flavipes (yellow-footed antechinus)
Lineage: Eukaryota; Metazoa; Chordata; Mammalia; Dasyuromorphia; Dasyuridae
Gene: DTX1
Product: deltex E3 ubiquitin ligase 1
Exons: 9
Coding region: 145-2028 (627 amino acids)
Biological process (GO): Notch signaling pathway; protein ubiquitination
Cellular component (GO): nucleoplasm
Molecular function (GO): zinc ion binding; ubiquitin protein ligase activity
Source: RefSeq, a predicted model, not a curated record
CAGCAGAAGGUGGUUUAACUGGGGUCAGGGAGGCCUCUCUUGCUUCCUGACCCCUUCCCCUUUGAGAGGAGGGAGAAGGGGACCAUUGGACUUUCUCAGCCCUCCACUCCCCCUCUUCUGGGGACCCUCAGGUGUGGUUGCACCAUGUCCAGGCCAGGCCCAGGGGCGCUGAUCUCCAUCAAUGGUCUGGGUUUCCCACCCCAAAACCUGGCCAGGGUGGUGGUAUGGGAAUGGCUGAACGAAUACAGCCGCUGGCGUCCCUACACGGCCACGGUGUGCCACCACAUCGAGAAUGUGCUCAAGGAGGACGCCAGGGGCAGCGUGGUCCUCGGACAGGUGGACGCCCAGCUGGUGCCCUACAUCAUCGACCUGCAGUCCAUGCACCAGUUUCGCCAGGACACAGGGACGAUGCGGCCGGUGAGAAGGAACUUUUACGACCCGUCCUCUGCGCCGGGCAAGGGCAUCGUAUGGGAGUGGGAGAACGACGGGGGCUCCUGGACGCCAUAUGACAUGGACAUCUGCAUCACCAUCCAGAAUGCCUACGAAAAGCAGCAUCCGUGGCUGGACCUCUCCUCGCUAGGCUUUGGCUACGUGAUUUAUUUCAACAGCAUGUCUCAGAUGAACCGGCAGACCCAGCGGAAAAGGCGCGUGAGACGGCGGAUGGACCUGGCCUACCCGCUGACCAUCGGCUCCAUCCCUAAGUCCCAGUCCUGGCCGGUGGGCGCCAACUCGGGCCAGCCGUGUUCCUGCCAGCAGUGCCUGCUAGUCAACAGUACCCGAGCUGCUUCGAACGCCAUCCUUGCCUCUCAGAGGAGGAAGAUGUACCAGUCCUCAGGCACCGGCACAGGGACGGGCACCUUGCCCGUGCGCCAGAGUAACACCUUCAAUGGGACCGGGACGACACUGUGGACUGGGGGCAACGGCCCCGCCGGAGGGGCGGCCAAGGGGGAGCCUGGGCGGUCGCCCAGUGGGGCUCCGGGGGGCAACUUUUCCCGGAGCCAGAGUGCCCCUGGCGGUGCCCAGCUCCCCAGACAAAACAAUCUGAACCGGCCUGGGACUCAACGUGUGGCAGUCCUGAGCACCAGGGCAUCGAUCCCACCUGGGGUCCCAGCACUUCCUGUGAAGAAUCUGAAUGGCACAGGACCUGUGCACCCAGCCUUGGCAGGGAUGACGGGAAUCCUGAUGUGUGCAGCAGGGCUGCCGGUCUGCCUGACCCGGGCUCCCAAACCCAUCCUACACCCACCUCCCAUUAAUAAGAGUGACAUCAAACCUGUGCCCGGGAUCCCAGGCAUCUGUCGGAAAACCAAGAAGAAACAUCUGAAAAAGAGUAAGAAUCCUGAGGAUGUGGUUCGAAGAUACAUGCAGAAGGUGAAGAAUCCACCUGAUGAGGAUUGCACCAUCUGCAUGGAGCGAUUGGUCACUGCAUCGGGCUACGAGGGCGUUCUCCGCCACAAGGGCGUGAGACCAGAGCUUGUGGGCAAGCUGGGCAAGUGUGGGCACAUGUACCACCUCCUGUGCCUGGUGGCCAUGUACAACAAUGGUAACAAGCAGGAUGGCAGCCUCCAGUGCCCCACCUGUAAGGCCAUUUAUGGGGAGAAAACAGGAACUCAACCCCCGGGGAAGAUGGAAUUCCACCUCAUCCCCCAUUCACUCCCUGGCUACACGGACACCCAGACUAUCCGAAUCGUCUAUGACAUCCCCACUGGGAUCCAGGGUCCUGAGCACCCCAAUCCUGGCAAGAAGUUCACGGCGAGAGGCUUUCCCCGGCACUGCUAUCUGCCUGACAACGAAAAGGGCCGCAAGGUGCUCCGACUGCUCAUCAUGGCCUGGGACCGGAGACUGAUCUUCACCAUUGGCACGUCCAACACAACGGGUGAAUCGGACACCGUGGUCUGGAACGAGAUCCACCACAAGACGGAGUUCGGCUCCAACCUCACUGGGCACGGCUACCCAGACCCCAACUACCUAGACAACGUCUUGGCAGAGCUCACAGCCCAAGGGGUCUUGGAGCCAUCCUCAAAGGACUGAGACCUGGGACCCUCCUCCAGGCUGUCCAUACUCCUUGCUCUAAUGGACAUCUCACUCUUCUAUCCCUUUACCCUCUAUCCCCCUGCCCCCCCCACACACACACACCUCCUCCAACAGCAGGCUGCCAGGACCUCUCCUACUUGGGAAGGUGGAAAUCAUUCCUAGCAGGGUCUUUUCUGGGGACAAAUAUUUAGAUCUUCCCUCUUUCUAUGACAGCAAGUAAGAUUGACAAGCAAACAUGCUUUCUUGGGAGGGAGAAAAGAUACACACGCCCAAAAUAACCCUCCAAGAAAAAACCCUGGACCCCUGAAUGAAAUAAUACUUUCCA